UGGAUUUCUAAAGUCGCGUUGGGCUCGUCACUUCCGCUGCGUCGGCGCUGACUGAGCGCGUCACUUCCAGGCGGCGCGGAACGGAGUUGCAACCGCCUGUGGAGCAACAUGCCUAAGUUUUAUUGUGACUACUGCGACACGUACCUCACCCAUGAUUCUCCAUCUGUGAGGAAGACACACUGCAGUGGUAGGAAGCACAAGGAGAAUGUGAAAGACUACUAUCAGAAGUGGAUGGAAGAGCAGGCUCAGAGCCUGAUUGACAAAACAACUGCUGCAUUUCAACAAGGAAAGAUACCUCCUACUCCAUUCUCUGCUCCUCCUCCUGCAGGGGCAAUGAUCCCACCUCCCCCCAGUCUCCCGGGUCCUCCUCGCCCUGGGAUGAUGCCUGCACCUCACAUGGGGGGCCCUCCCAUGAUGCCAAUGAUGGGUCCCCCUCCUCCUGGGAUGAUGCCAGUGGGACCUGGUUCUCAGCAUGGGCCUCCUGCUCACCUUUCCUACAACUCCGAACAAACGCUUAGUGCUCCUGGAAUGAGGCCGCCUAUGGGAGGCCACAUGCCAAUGAUGCCUGGGCCCCCAAUGAUGAGACCUCCUGCCCGUCCCAUGAUGGUGCCCACCCGGCCAGGAAUGACCCGACCAGACAGAUAAGGAGAUUGGGGAGCCUCUUUAUAUCAGUUUUGUAUUACUUGUACUUCACCAGGGGAUCGUGGUGCUGUGACUCGGGGUGUUUUCUAACAGCAUGAUAAGGAAAACUUGUUCCCCCUUCCUAUCAGAGAGAGUAGUUUUGGAGGGAAGUAGUGGGACAGAAAAAACAGUUUUCAUUUGUAUUGUGAAAUGUGAAAAUAAAAUUGUCAAUUCUUUUAGUUAAAAA
Molecule: messenger RNA, 868 nt
Organism: Bubalus bubalis (water buffalo)
Lineage: Eukaryota; Metazoa; Chordata; Mammalia; Artiodactyla; Bovidae
Gene: SNRPC
Product: small nuclear ribonucleoprotein polypeptide C
Exons: 7
Coding region: 109-645 (178 amino acids)
Biological process (GO): mRNA splicing, via spliceosome; spliceosomal snRNP assembly; mRNA 5'-splice site recognition
Cellular component (GO): U1 snRNP; nucleus
Molecular function (GO): zinc ion binding; pre-mRNA 5'-splice site binding
Source: RefSeq, a predicted model, not a curated record